AUGCGUUCGCUCGUGAUGCAAUUUCGGAUAGUUUUAAUAACAUGUUUGGUCUACAGCGUGUGCGUACAGACACAAGAUAUAGGACAGGAAAUAACGUUAGGGAUAAAGCAUGAGUGUGAGGGAGAGUCACAGGAGGUCUGUCAUACAACCAAGCGAUAUCAUUUUGUGACCAUUUUUAAGGCAAACUUUUUCAAAGCACAUCAAUAUUGUCAAUUGCAUAAUUUGGAGCUCUUGACGAUAGACUCGAAGGAUGAGGAAAUAGCCUUCUUAAAUCUAUUAAAUAGCAAAGAUUUUAUCCACAAAUCUGCAAAAGAUUUCUGGACGAGCGGAACCGACUUAGGAAAUGAAGGACACUUCUUCUUCCUGUCAAAUGGAAAAUCUGUUGACGAACUCACGUGGGCGCAUGGGGAACCAAAUAAUGCCAAGAAGAGUGACAGUAAUGAGACUGAGAACUGCAUGUCCUUCACAAUGAAUGAGAAUUUAAAAUUCUUUCGUCUCUUUGAUCGCUUCUGUAGCAUGAAAUUUUAUUUUAUAUGUCAAGAGACUCGACAGAGGCGAAGAAGUAACGUCGCAACUUCUAAUUAA
Messenger RNA from Chironomus riparius, 585 nucleotides. The record is from the annotation of a GenBank genome assembly. NCBI's taxonomy places the organism in Eukaryota, Metazoa, Arthropoda, Insecta, Diptera, Chironomidae.